AUGGCUCCCCACGCUGAAGUCGGUAACGGCUUCUCGACCAGUUCAGCUUCAAGUUCUCCUGCCACUCAGGACCUCUUCACGGUCAGCUCACCCAAUGUCACCUACUCUGACGACGAGAUCAAUACCAAGUAUGCCUACCGUACUACCUCUGUCACUGAGAAUGGCGAUGGCAAAUUCGUGGCCACUCCCAAGGAGACUCUCUAUGACUUCAAGGUUGACCGCAAGAUCCCCAAGACCGGCAUGAUGCUCGUUGGUUGGGGUGGUAACAAUGGCACAACUGUCACCGCAGGUAUCAUUGCCAACCGUCUCGGGCUCUCCUGGGAUACUCGUGAGGGCCCUCGUGCAGCUAAUUACUAUGGCUCUGUUGUUAUGGGUUCAACCAUGAAACUUGGUAUAAAUGCUAAAACCGCUGAGGACGUCAACAUCCCCUUCCACAAAGUCCUGCCUAUGGUCCACCCCAAUGACCUCGCCAUCGGCGGAUGGGACAUCAGCGGCAUGAACCUGGCCGCUGCCAUGGACCGUGCUGCCGUUUUGGAGCCAACCCUCAAGGCCCAAGUCAACAAGCAGAUGACUGCAAUGGUCCCUCUUCCCAGCGUUUACUAUCCUGACUUCAUUGCCGCUAACCAGGAGGAUCGUGCUGACAACUGCCUCGCUGGUAGCAAGGCUAGCCUUGAGCAUGUUGAGCAGAUCCGCAAGGACAUUCGUGACUUCAAGGCCAAGAACGGUUUGGACAAGGUCAUUGUUCAGUGGACCGCCAACACUGAGCGUUUCGCAGAGCUCGUUCCAGGCGUCAACGACACCGCUGAUAACCUCAUGAAGGCAAUUGAGAAUGGCCAUGAGGAAGUCGCUCCUUCCACCAUUUUCGCUGUUGCUUCUAUCCUUGAAGGUGCUCCAUUCAUCAACGGCUCUCCGCAAAACACCUUCGUUGCUGGUUGCAUUGAGCUUGCCGAGAAACACAAGUCCUUCAUUGGCGGAGAUGACUUCAAGUCUGGCCAGACCAAGAUGAAGUCUGCUCUUGUUGACUUCUUGAUCAGCGCUGGUAUCAAGCUCACUUCCAUUGCAUCUUACAACCAUCUUGGCAACAACGAUGGCAAGAACUUGAGCUCCCAGAAGCAGUUCCGCUCCAAGGAGAUCUCCAAGUCCAAUGUCGUCGAUGACAUGGUUGCGGCAAACAAUGUGCUCUACAAGAAGGGUGAGCACCCUGAUCACACUGUCGUUAUCAAGUACAUGCCUGCUGUUGGUGACAACAAGCGUGCUCUGGAUGAGUACUAUGCCGAGAUCUUCAUGGGUGGUCACCAGACUAUCUCUCUCUUCAACGUCUGCGAGGACUCGUUGCUUGCUUCCCCAUUGAUUAUUGACCUUGUCUUGAUUGCAGAGAUGAUGACUCGUAUCCAAUGGAAGUCUAGCUCUACUGAUGGCGCUGCUACUAAGGAGUUUGGAAACUUCCACAGCGUGCUAUCCAUCCUCAGCUACAUGCUUAAGGCUCCAUUGACCCCUCCUGGAACCCCAGUCGUCAAUGCUCUUGCUAAGCAGCGAGGUGCUCUAACCAACAUCUUUCGCGCCUGUGUCGGUCUCGAGCCAGAGAAUGAUAUGACUUUGGAGCACAAGUUGUUCUAA
Lachnellula hyalina is the source of this 1617-nucleotide messenger RNA. It is a transcript of the gene ino1, whose product is annotated as Inositol-3-phosphate synthase. Gene Ontology annotation, biological process: phospholipid biosynthetic process; inositol biosynthetic process. Lineage: Eukaryota; Fungi; Ascomycota; Leotiomycetes; Helotiales; Lachnaceae. Bases 1 to 1617 code for a protein of 538 amino acids. The record is from RefSeq and is a predicted model, not a curated record. Gene Ontology annotation, molecular function: inositol-3-phosphate synthase activity. The transcript is spliced from 3 exons. Gene Ontology annotation, cellular component: cytoplasm.